Messenger RNA from Cyprinus carpio (common carp), 519 nucleotides. RefSeq names its product transcription factor Ovo-like 2. Gene Ontology annotation, biological process: regulation of transcription by RNA polymerase II; epidermal cell differentiation. Gene Ontology annotation, molecular function: RNA polymerase II cis-regulatory region sequence-specific DNA binding; DNA-binding transcription factor activity, RNA polymerase II-specific. The record is from RefSeq and is a predicted model, not a curated record. Lineage: Eukaryota; Metazoa; Chordata; Actinopteri; Cypriniformes; Cyprinidae. The transcript is spliced from 2 exons. Gene Ontology annotation, cellular component: nucleus. The coding region runs from base 1 to 519 and encodes 172 amino acids.
AUGUGUCUCUCGCUCUGCUUCCAGGCGCGUGAAUCCAGCGGCUCGUCAGAGUUUCUGUGCUCCGUGUGUCAUAAAGUGUUUCCUCUGCAGCGCAUGCUGACGCGUCACCUCAAGUGCCACAGUAUGAUCAAGAGACACCCCUGCAGGUUCUGCGGGAAAGGCUUCAACGACACCUUCGACCUGAAGAGACACAUGAGAACACACACCGGUAUCCGUCCGUACCGGUGUGAUCUGUGUGAGAAAGCCUUCACGCAGCGCUGCUCUCUGGAGUCUCACCUACGGAAGAUCCACGGCAUGCGGCAGCAGUACGCCUACCGCCAGCGGCGCUCCAAGAUCUUCGUGUGUGAGGACUGUGGCUUCACCUCCAGCCGACCGGACGAGUACUUCCUCCACGUCAGACAGCAGCACCCAGGCAGCCCGGCCCUGCGCCGUUAUUACCGCAAACACAUGCUGGAGAGCCCAGCGCAGCACAGCAUCACCCCCUUCAUGCUGUACCCCGCCGCCGGACUCUACAUGUGA